AUGGUGUUCCCGGCCUCCGAAAAUAUACCAUGUAAAUGGUCGACAGCGAUGCUCAAGCCGGGCUUUCCCAUCAAGAUCUUUCUCUGCGUGUUUUUAAUCGUUUAUCUUCCCUCAAGCACCCUGCAGAGUGAGAACGAUGAUGACGAGGUGACGAAUAAGACCUGGGUGCUGACCCCGAAGGUCUACGAGAGUGAUGUCACUCACAUCCUCAACAGCCUAUUGGAUGGCUACGACAACAAGCUGAGGCCCGAUAUCGGAGUCAAGCCUACGGUCAUCCACACAGACAUGUUUGUCAACAGCAUCGGCCCAGUCAAUGCCAUCAACAUGGAGUACACUAUCGAUAUAUUCUUCGCGCAAACUUGGUAUGAUCGGCGUCUCAAGUUCAACAGCACUAUGAAGGUGCUGCGACUGAACAGCAACAUGGUGGGCAAGAUCUGGAUUCCAGACACCUUCUUCCGGAAUUCCAAAAAGGCAGACGCCCACUGGAUCACCACGCCCAAUAGGAUGCUCCGGAUCUGGAAUGAUGGCCGCAUCCUCUACACCCUGAGGUUGACCAUCGAUGCCGAGUGCCAACUUAAACUGAACAACUUCCCCAUGGACGAACACUCCUGUCCCCUGGAGUUCUCAAGCUACGGCUACCCUAAGGAGGAGAUUGUGUACCGCUGGAAGAGGAGUUCAGUGGAGGUGGGGGAUAUCCGCUCCUGGAGGCUCUACCAGUUCUCCUUCGUUGGCCUGCGCAACACCUCAGAGAUUGUGCGCACCGUCUCCGGUGACUACGUGGUGUUGACGGUGUUCUUCGACCUGAGCCGUAGGAUGGGCUACUUCACCAUCCAGACCUACAUCCCCUGCACCCUCAUCGUGGUGCUCUCAUGGGUCUCCUUCUGGAUCAACAAGGAUGCCGUACCCGCCAGGACCUCUUUAGGCAUCACCACGGUGCUGACCAUGACCACCCUGAGUACCAUAGCGCGUAAGUCUCUCCCCAAGGUGUCGUACGUGACGGCCAUGGACCUCUUCGUCUCCGUCUGCUUCAUCUUCGUCUUCGCCGCCCUCAUCGAGUACGGCACCCUGCACUACUUUGUCAGCAACCGCAAGCCCAGCGCCAAGAAGGACAAGAAGAAGAAGAACCCCCUCCUGCGGCUCUUUUCCUCAAAGCAGACGCCCACGGUGGACAUCCGACCGCGCUCGGCCACGGCCAUCCAGAUGAACAACGCCACCCACAUGACGGAGCGUGACGAGGAGUAUGGCUACGAGUGCUUGGACGGGAAGGACUGCACCAGCUUCUUCUGUUGCUUCGAGGACUGCCGCUCGGGCGCCUGGCGUCACGGACGCCUGCACAUCCGCGUCGCCAAGAUAGACUCUUACGCGCGCAUCUUCUUCCCCACCGCCUUCGGCCUCUUCAACCUCGUCUACUGGGUGUCAUAUCUCUAUCUCUAA
Messenger RNA from Engraulis encrasicolus (European anchovy), 1434 nucleotides. RefSeq names its product gamma-aminobutyric acid type A receptor subunit gamma2 (gene gabrg2). Gene Ontology annotation, cellular component: dendrite membrane; postsynapse; neuron projection. The coding region runs from base 1 to 1434 and encodes 477 amino acids. The transcript has 11 exons. The record is from RefSeq and is a predicted model, not a curated record. Gene Ontology annotation, molecular function: benzodiazepine receptor activity; inhibitory extracellular ligand-gated monoatomic ion channel activity; GABA-gated chloride ion channel activity. NCBI's taxonomy places the organism in Eukaryota, Metazoa, Chordata, Actinopteri, Clupeiformes, Engraulidae. Gene Ontology annotation, biological process: gamma-aminobutyric acid signaling pathway; signal transduction; chloride transmembrane transport.